GCCUCUCGCAUAUCGCUAUCGCCCACCACUUCAUUGGCCACAAACUCUACGACAAAUCACCAACUCGACGCUUUUCCCUGGCGAGCUCGGAUCACCUUUUGAGAAUGCGACCUGGCAUCGUGCAGCGCCACAAUAGCAUUUUUCUAAUGAGCAGCACGGUACUCCCCAGCCCUUCAGCUUUUUCAUUAUACAAACCUCCACAACUUGUACGUCAACGGAUGCCGACGUACCAUUACCGUCCUGGAUUGUGACUUUUCACUACCUUUCCAAUUCCUGCUGAAUACCAUGAAUUCUUCAAGGACCUGGGUAUUCGCAUUCCCAAUCAUAAUAUAUCUCUGCACCAUCGUUGAAGGACUCCCCACAGCCUCACCCAACAUCAAUGUUACCAUAUCAGUUCCGGCUGGGACAUCCGAUCAUGGUGAUCCAAAUCUAUUGUGUACGCCUACGAAAUGGUUCGAUAUCUUCACCUUCUAUCUUGCGAAUUACUUCGCCCAUGCAGCAACUGUGAAGGCACUUCCUGGGGAGAGCACGACCGACCUUGCGUUUGCUGUGUUUCUGGCAAUUGCUUUCCCUUUUUCAGGAAUUGCUAGAGGUCUCCAGGCCAUCGCUCGACAUGCAUCAUUCUCUUGGGGACAGAAAUCCGUCUGUGGUGACCUACAAACAGCUGCCCGAGCUGGAGCUCUCUGUAUCGUUGUUCGGAACGAGUACUGGGAUGGCCGUGGCCUAUCGAUCGAAAGAGUGAAGCAAACUAUCGAUCAGUCCAAACACCACCUAGAAUAUAUCAGUCCUACUGCUCGGAAGAUUCACGGACUAUCCAAGCUCUCUGAGGGUUAUAGCUUAGCAAUAUUACCCUCCAAUGCAGAAGUAGUUCCCAGCAAACCGCACAAAGAAGGCUAUCAGCAAGAGAUUACCCUCUCCUCGUCAGCCAGCAUCCCACAAUCGAUGGUUGCCAUUUUCCAGGUGCUCUAUGCAUCGUACACAUUAUACAAAACUCGAGGCGAUCAACUGAAUCGAUACGGCUAUGCGGCAUUCGGUCUAACCGUUAUUCCGUACAUCAUCAUGUCCUUUCUCAACUUGUUGGGAAAUGUGUCGACGCCAGACUACCCCGCUUUGUACUUGGUAGGUUCAGCCGAACUGGAGGAAGCUCGGCUUAAGCAAGAUACGGUAAUCGAUGGAGUUAUCGGGAAAGUUGUCCCAGUGGGUUGGGGCGAAGAUUCUAAGGACUAUUUUAUGGGUCUUGAUCGCUGGUCCCUUUCACAUAAGGAUGGGCACGCGAAGACAUACCUCGCCGAGUGCUCUCCCUUCAAGACCAUGGACGGCGAGCAGCCAUAUCGCGGCCCAAAACCAUUACGCCGGGCAUCAUUUCUUUGGUGGGGUUUCAUGAUCUUAUUAGGCACGAUACCUUAUGCGGUUAUUGGUAGCUUGACACAGUUCCAUGCUGCUGAGAGCACGGAAGCUGAGCGUGUGCUCACUAUGUUUUGGCUUGCAUCUGGUGUUCUCAUUGGAGCGACUAUUCCAUUUAUCGGCUUCACUUUCCACGAGAUGGUGGAGAUUAUCAAGGGGUCUUUUAGUCAGAAGGCGUGGAACGAGGCUCGCAGAGCAAGGCAAACUGCCGAGGCCGCAAAGAAGGACGCCGAUGAGGCCAUGGAAGCAGCUCAAGCGACCGUGGGGAUAGCCAACGAGACUAAAAGGGUGGCUGACAAAGUUGCAGAAGAUGCUAAGGAGGCUCGAGAAGUACUCGAGGAGCGCAAGGAAGACCUCGAAAAGGCACAACACGAGUUCGAUAGUCAACGUUCUGCGGCGGUGACCAAAACUGACUCACAAUUACAAAUGUUGUAUGAUGCGCGCGACUCUCUGGAUAAGAAAUGGAUAAUCACACUUCAGCAAAAUAUCAAAGCGGCGAAGGAGCCGUCGAGUGCUCUUCAAACUAUUCAAACUCUUCAAACUAAGUCGGAUGCCCUAUAUCACGAGUAUAAGGACUACCAGAUCGAAGCGGAAAUUGCGAAGGACAGAGCGACUGAGAAGUUUAAAUUCAGCAGAAGAGCUAUGCUUCGAGCAGAGGAUCUGGCAAAGGCUGAAGAAGACAGGGCUAAAGCUGCAGUGGUAUUUCUAAUUUCAUUGAUGUUCUGCGCUGGCGCCAUAGGAGGGUUUGUCGUCGUUGGACAGAUGCUGAAGGAUUACGGCUCUUGUCUAUUGCUUUCCUGAUCUCACUUGUCAAAAUCAAAGGGGAUAGGGCAUUCAUCGGAGAACACUCGAAUUUUUGAAUGGCUUCUCGCCACGUUGGAGAAUCUUCGCAGGCAAGAGUUGAUGUAGUAGAUAGAGAAGUCCCUACUGGGAGUGAGCAAAUAAAUUAGUACUAACUUCGUACCGG
Messenger RNA from Hyaloscypha bicolor E, 2371 nucleotides. RefSeq lists its product as uncharacterized. Lineage: Eukaryota; Fungi; Ascomycota; Leotiomycetes; Helotiales; Hyaloscyphaceae. The transcript has a single exon. Bases 286 to 2205 code for a protein of 639 amino acids. The record is from RefSeq and is a predicted model, not a curated record.